Messenger RNA from Pterocles gutturalis (yellow-throated sandgrouse), 1059 nucleotides. RefSeq names its product lysophosphatidic acid receptor 6-like. Gene Ontology annotation, molecular function: G protein-coupled receptor activity; oxysterol binding. The transcript has a single exon. Lineage: Eukaryota; Metazoa; Chordata; Aves; Pterocliformes; Pteroclidae. The record is from RefSeq and is a predicted model, not a curated record. Gene Ontology annotation, biological process: G protein-coupled receptor signaling pathway. Gene Ontology annotation, cellular component: membrane. The coding region runs from base 1 to 1059 and encodes 352 amino acids.
AUGGCAGGUAGUUCCUGGAGUGAAGGCAUCUCCAAUGAGACAGUUGGUAACGCCAGUUCAGAGUUCAGCUUGGAAGCAGAUUUCCAGUAUUCCUUGUUUACCGUCAUCUACAGCUUUGUCUUUGUGCUGGGACUGGUGGAAAAUGUCUUGGCUCUGUACCUCCUGUCCUGCAGAGUAAAGCACACGUCUCAUUCCUACGUGUACAUGAUCAACCUGGCUCUGGCAGACACCUUGUUUGUGUGCGUGUUGCCUUUUAAAAUUCAUUACCACCUGAACUGGAACAACUGGAUCUUUGGUGACAUGGCUUGUAGGAUAACCGGGACUUUGUACUACAUCAACAUCUACCUCAGCAUUGCCUUCUUCACCUGCAUUUGUGUCGAUCGCUACAUUGCCGUGCUGCACCCCUUCACGUACAUCCAGAUCAAAGUCACCCAUAACGUGGUGGUGGUCACACUCCUUUGGGUGGUCGCUCUGAGUGUCAUGGUUCCGCUUAUCCUUGGCGGUCCCCUCCACAACAGUGGUGACGGGAACACAACAGCGUGUUUUGAGAACUUUACUACAAGUAGCUGGACAUACCGCAUGGCACCUUACAACAUCCUGGCCCUAGUUUUUGGGUUUGUGAUCCCUUUUUCCAUCAUUCUGAUCAGCUACCCUCUGAUUGCGAAGAGGAUCUCCCGGAUCAAGCACAGCGUUCGCAAGAGGAAGGCCCUGAGCACCAUCUACAUCAUCCUGGUCAUUUGUACUCUGUGCUUUCUGCCCUAUCAUCUCACCCACUUGCUCCACUUCUUGAUGAGAGUCCAGGUCAUCCAGAAUGAGUCAUUUACCAACCUGAUCUACAAAAUGCGGAAGGUCACCUUGGCCCUCGUGAGUGUCAACUGCUGCCUUAACCCCCUCCUGUACUACUUCACCUCUUCCAGCAAGCAGUGGCGCUUCAACCUCAGGCUCAGGUUCCGCUCAGAGAAGGUGUACACCAUCUGCGACCAGAAAUUCGGGGAGUCCUCCUAUGUUUAUCGACGACAACGGAGAUGUGGAAAUAAACACAGAGAUGGAAUCAACUGA